Spirometra erinaceieuropaei is the source of this 1716-nucleotide messenger RNA. The record is from the annotation of a GenBank genome assembly. NCBI's taxonomy places the organism in Eukaryota, Metazoa, Platyhelminthes, Cestoda, Diphyllobothriidea, Diphyllobothriidae.
AUGUUCUUCUUUCUGCUGGAGCGAGAGAAGGCCACCUGGAGGCAUCCUCGGUCGCGUCAGUGGCACCUGCUGGACUAUGUCCUCGUCCGAAGGCGUGACCAGCGGGACGUGCUGGUGACGAAGGCGAUCGCGGGUGCUGACGGGUGGACCGACCAUCGCCUCGUCAUAUCGAAGAUGCGUAUUCGCCUACAGCCUCGCAGGAGAUCACAAGGUAAGCGACCCCCAGGUAAGCUGAAUGUUGUCUUGUUGUCUUUGCCCGCCCAUCAUCUUCAUUUCAGCAAUGAGCUAGCUCAACGGCUAGACAACCUCCCCAUCGCCGAUGCCGCCGCUGCCGAGAACGCCUCCGUGGAGAACCACUGGUGUCAACUGCGAGACACGGUCCAGUCGACGGCGGCCGCCGUCCUCGGUCGCGCUCCCCGCCAACACCAGGACUGGUUCGACGACAACGUCGCCACCAUCAGAAAUCUGCUUGCUGAGAAGAACCGCCUACACAAAGCCUACUCUGAUCACCCGAAUAAGGACAACAAAGCUGCUUUCUACCGCAGUCGCCGCCAACUUCAGCAACGACUGCGCGAGAUGCAGGACGCCUGGACUGCCCGCAAGGCCGAGGAGAUCCAAGGGUACGCGGACCGUAACGAAUGGAAGAACUUCUUCUCUGCGAUCAAAGCUGUCUACGGUCCGCCGACGAAGGGCACUGCUCCUCUCCUCAACGCCGACGGCAACACUCUCCGGACUGAGAAGACGCAAAUCCUACAACGAUGGGCCGAGCAUUUCCGAGGCGUCCUCAACCGCCCUUCCGUCAUCUACGACGCCGCCAUCGAGCGUUUGACGCAAGUGUAGACCAACGCGGACCUCGACCUCCCGCCAUCUCUCCAGGAAACGAUCAGGGCCGUGCAGCAGCUCUCCAGCGGGAAAGCACCCGGAUCGGACGCAAUCCCUGCUGAGGUCUACAAGCACGGAGAUCCCCUACUGAUGGAUCACCUGACUGCGCUCUUCCAGGAGAUGUGGCGUCAAGGUGAAGUCCCGCAAGAUUUCAAGUACGCAACAAUCGUGCACCUAUACAAGCGAAAAGGGAAUCGCCAAGUCUGCGACAAUCACCGCGGCAUCUCCCUACUGAACAUCGCCGGGAAGAUCUUCGCUCGCAUCCUGCUCAACCGCCUCAACAACCAUCUGGAACAGGGCCUUCUGCCGGAAAGCCAAUGCGGCUUCCGUCGUCAUCGUGGGACCACGGAUAUGAUCUUCGCCGCCCGUCAACUUCAGGAGAAGUGUCAGGAGAUGCGGACCCACCUGUACUCUACCUUCGUGGACCUGACGAAAGCCUUCGACACGGUGAAUCGUGAAGGACUGUGGAAGAUCAUGCAGAAAUUCGGCUGUCCGGAGCGAUUCACUCAGAUGGUGCGUCAGCUGCACGACGGUAUGAUGGCGCGAGUCACGGACAACGGAGCUGUCUCAGAGGCAUUCGCAGUGACCAACGGAGUGAAGCAGGGAUGCGUGCUGGCAUCAACCCUCUUCAGUCUUAUGUUCUCUGCCAUGUUGAUGGACGCCUACCGCGACGAACGCCCCGGGAUCCGCAUGGCCUACAGGACGGACGGUCAUCUCCUGAAAUCAACGGCGGAUGCACUUCCAAUCGCGCGUAUCCACCACCAUUGUUCACGAACUCCUGUUCGCCGACGACUGCGCCCUGAACACCACCUCGGAAGAGGAAAUGCAACGUAG